Messenger RNA from Neoarthrinium moseri, 1674 nucleotides. RefSeq lists its product as uncharacterized. The record is from RefSeq and is a predicted model, not a curated record. The coding region runs from base 1 to 1674 and encodes 557 amino acids. The transcript has 3 exons. Lineage: Eukaryota; Fungi; Ascomycota; Sordariomycetes; Amphisphaeriales; Apiosporaceae.
AUGGAUCGUCGCAGGUCUGCCCAAUUCACAAGUUCAUACACAGAUUAUCUGUCUCUCAAUCCCAGCGGCUUCGCAAUUCUAAUGGAUGAACAGUUCUCGCAGGUUUCUGUGCCGGAACCGUGUGCUGAUGACUCCAUUAAGGAAGUGCAGUCUGGGAAAUACGGAACAGCAACUGGUACCACGCAGGACAGCGAAUACACGAUUGCAGAUGGUGCAGCGAAUUCUGGGCCAAGCGACCUUGGUUUUAAUUUCUUUGCCAGUCUUGGAAAAGACCUCUGCCAACUCACUUAUGCCUCCAAUGUCACGAGCCCCUCGACGCAGUUCGGUGAUCCUGACUGGUCUCAGAACUAUGCACAUGCCGGCACUCAAAGGAGGAUACCAACCCUGCAGGACUGGUGUAGACCACCGCCGUCUCCAUCGCCUCAACAGACCUGGAGCGCCUACCAGUAUCCCACUGCGGUACCUAUGUCCUUCGGGUCGGCCCAAAAUGUUGAGCAGAAAUCGCUGCAAGCUUCGGGUGCUGUGUUACAACCAGAAAUGGACCAAGAGGCAGGCUUACACCAACAGCACCACCGCAUACCGCAGUGGUCACAGCCAGGACCAACGUAUACAAACCAAUUCCUGGAGAUGAGACAAUACGGUGGCCCGAAAUACGCCACACGAGAGUACGGCGAACGUCUUCGGAAGAAGCUGAUUGAAGAUGGCUGUGGAUUCACCCGGCGACGGUAUGGUACCUCAACAAAGAUGGUCAGGAAGAAUAAUAAUGAUCAGGAACACGAGCCUCUUACGGCUGAACUGAACGAAGACGCCGAAGAGCCAGAGCAUGAUGUAUCAAAAGGGCAUCGAUUGACCAUGACAGGUAUGUCUUCGAUGGAAGAAGGUACCCCUACCCUCAUUCCCCCGGGAGUCCGAUCCACCCCGUUCUUAAUAUACACUGGCCCGAAUGCGGUACCAGAACCUGAGCACGAACGUGCAACCAGCUUCACACCAUCAGAACAGUUGUUCUUUCCGCCGGCACUGCUUCGCGAGUACAUCCAGUCCCAGCACCGAUGGCUUGACAAGGAGACCCACUCCAGCAAGACAGUAUUCGUCGUUACUCAUCAGGAUGGCACACAAAUGCGCGAAGUUCGCGUCUUCUCCCGCCUAAAGGAUGCUAACUUAGACGCCUUGAGUAUAAUGCAGAAUUCACACCCAGAAUUCUUCGCCGUGCCGUCUCCCAAGGAGUCUGAGGCCUUCAUCAAGGAGGAAGAGGAGCCGCAGACCUUGCAGGCUAUCUUCGAGCGAGAGGGUGUCAAGCGCCGACUGACGAAGGGGGAAGAUAUUAGCUCAGACAAUGCUAUCGUGAUCAAGGAAGAGGAUGGCGAUGACCCAUCUGCCAUCGAUCUCCAGAUGGCGGGGAAUACGUCAGCCAGCGGUGCGGCCAAUGGAACCGCUGGUGCACGGGAAGAGACUCGCGUUUUGAGGACACCCGAUGUGGUGGAUCUUGAGCGUCAAUUCAUCUACAUCGGUGCCUGGAAGUUCACGGCGAUGACGACUCUGAAGCUGACGGCCAAGUUACCUGGCGGCCGCGAGGUCAAGGUCUUCUCCAGCUUGAGGACUCCACGGGAGCCUCAGACAAGGAAGACAAGGAAGCAGACAGUGAGGGCUAAGGCUGCAAGGCAGGGCGAAAUCUAA